CCCUUGGGUCGAAGUGAACUCUUUAAACGGCUUUAUUCAGAAAUCGUCGUUUUUAACCCUAAUCUGUUAAGAAAUGAUGAGGCAUGAUUCCAAUACUGUGGCGAAGUCGAGUCGACGAAGUUUUGUUUGCUAGCCUGUCCCAUACUAUGGCAAGCCGUUUUAUCACUCCAUCGACAUCAUCGUGGUCAUAUCACAUUGGAUCACGUUGGACAACACAAACGUAGAUGUGUUGGUUUUUUUAUAUCAAGCUUUCUUGCAGACAAUAUGAGAGGCACCUAACAAUGCAAAGAAAUUGUGUUCAUCAGAUAACCUUCGUUCUGAUAUAAGGGAGGGCAGACAAGUUUAUCAAUAGCAUAGGUGUUGCUUUAGGAACAGAAAGUGUUGCAAUCAACCGGUCACGCUAUGUGGUCAAACCGGCACAAAAAAAACAGUCUCUUUGGGUUUGCGGAGUACCCAGAAUAAACGAAAUAAUUGAUUUUGCUACAUAGCCUACCCCUCAGUCUGUCCCAGGACCUUUUCACAGAAUCAACAGAAGUACUAGGUUACUGAUUAGACGGGAUUUUAUAACAUCUCCGAUGACCAAAGUCCCGUUUGGAAAAGCACCAGUAACCUACUAAUCCAUUUGAAGAGGACAUCUGCUGCAGUUCUGGCAAAAUCAUCUGCCACUGAUCAUCAUGAAAGAAGAGGUCAAGGAAAAAACAGAGCCUUGUUGCUCCAAACUGAAGAUGUUCUUGGCCUCCCUGUCCUUCGUUUACUUUGCUAAAGCCUUCCAGGGGAGUUACAUGAAGAGUUCCAUUACUCAGAUAGAGAGGCGGUUUGACAUCCCCAGCUCCAUGAUUGGAGUAAUCGAUGGAAGCUUUGAGAUGGGGAACCUGUUGGUCAUUGCAUUCAUCAGUUACUUUGGUGCAAAGCUACACCGCCCACGACUGAUUGCAGCCGGAUGUCUAAUCAUGGCAGCUGGAUCAUUCUGUACUGCUCUACCUCACUUCUUUCAGGGCCAGUACCAGUACGAAACAACUGUUUCACAGCCCCAAGACACCAAUUCAACUGAGAGCGCCCUUCCAUGCCUGGCCAAUCAGAGCCAUGUGCUAAAGAAUGAUGAAAUCUCAGCAAAGAGUAUGGCAGCGUGUGAGAAAGAGGCCGGCUCCAUGAUGUGGAUCUACGUGUUCCUGGGAAACAUGCUGCGUGGAAUUGGAGAGACCCCCGUCACACCUCUAGGCCUGUCCUACCUGGACGACUUUGCAAAGGAGGAGAACACCGCUUUUUACCUGGCUUGUAUACAAACCGUGGGCAUUUUAGGGCCCAUGGUUGGAUUUAUGCUGGGAUCCUACUGUGCCAAACUCUAUGUGGACAUCGGUACCGUGGAUUUAGACACCGUGUCCAUCACUCACAAAGAUUCACGCUGGGUUGGGGCCUGGUGGCUUGGUUUCCUGGUUACUGGAGCUUUGAUGCUCCUGGCUGCGAUUCCAUUCUGGUUCCUGCCCAAGUCUCUCAAAAAGCAAGAUGAGCAAAAGGCCCAGAGCACUGAUGAUUCACCAAGUGAACAGGACCACUUCCUUCCGGAGACUUCCUCGCCUUCUGAAACACCACAACCUGGUACCUUUUCGGGGCAUGCUAAAGGUUUUGUGACAUCUUUGAAGAGACUGUUUAGAAACACAGUUUACCUGCUGAUAAUUUUCACGUCCCUUGCGCAAGUCAAUGGCUUCAUUGGAAUGAUCACCUUUAAACCUAAAUUUAUGGAGCAAGUCUAUGGCCAGUCUCCCUCCAAGGCCAUCUUCUUAAUAGGCAUUAUGAAUCUACCUGCAGUGGCCCUAGGAAUCAUUACUGGAGGGUUUGUGAUGAAGAGGUUUAAGCUGAAUGUUUUGGGGGCUGCAAGAAUGUCCUUCAGUGCCUCGGUCUGUUCUUUUAUUUGCCUCCUCAUGCAGUACUUCCUACAGUGUGACAAUGCACAGGUGGCUGGACUAACUGUGACUUAUGAGGGGGUAAAACAAGUGUCAUACCUACAGGAGAGCUUGCUGUCCCAGUGCAACAUGGGAUGCUCGUGUUCACUGAAACAUUGGGAUCCCGUGUGCUCGUCCACUGGCAUUACUUAUGCUUCCCCUUGUCUUGCUGGGUGCCAAACCUCCAGCGGUUUGGGUAAAGGCAUGGGUUUCCACAACUGCUCCUGUGUCGAAACAUGGCCUGUCCUCUCUGCCAACUACUCUGUAGUCUUGGGACAGUGUUCCCGCCAGAACUGUGACAGCAUGUUCCGAUACUACAUGGCGGUGUCAGUAGUGGGGGCCUUUAUAUCUGCCCUAGGGGCCACACCCGGUUACAUCGUCCUUUUCAGAUCCAUUCCACCAGAACUGAAAGCACUGGCCAUCGGCAUGCACAUCUUGAUUGUCAGAACCUUGGGUGGGAUUCCGGCUCCGAUAUAUUUUGGGGCAAUGAUUGACAGGACAUGCCUGAAGUGGGGUUCCAAACGAUGUGGUGGUCAAGGAGCUUGUAGACUGUAUGACUCUGAUGCGUUCAGAAAUGCGUUUCUGGGCCUGAUCUACGGCCUGUACUCUGCAUCCAUCUUGCUGUGGGGAGUUCUCUAUGCGAGUCUGGUGAGAAGACACAAAAAACUUGCGCUGCGGGAGAAAGCCAAGCCUUGUGGACAGGAGGAGGGUGCGGUGAACAAUGUGAAUGGAAAGGCUGUUUCCGAAGCGAAUCUCAAGAACGGUACCGAGCCGGAGAGCGAGUGUGCCGUAUGAGACAUCCCUGUGUCUGCUCUCAAUGCACAGAGCUGCUAUUGCACACUGCGCUAUUUUUUAAACACAUAAACACAGUAUCAUAUUAACAUGUUGUUUCUCUCUUUCAGUCGUGCACAUGUGAACACACACGCACAGACACACACAGAUUUUCUUGGAGCCUACAGUGCAAUGUCAUAUUGUUACUCAGUAUUGGUUUCAUUACCAAUGGUUACAGCUUGUAUAUAAAUCUUUUAUAGUGAAAAAUUAUCAUAUGCCUUGUGUCAUAACUUGGCAACAAUGGGUGUAUGGAAAUACCUGAAUUAUAGUGAUAUGUGUAAGGAUGAAUCAGCGGUAUGUUUAAUAUAUUGUAAAUUAGAUGUUUUAAAUUUUUUACAGAACUUCCUGCAAAUUCUCACUGUCCGACCAGUCUCAUUGUCACAGUUCAUGCAUUGCUUAAAAACCAUUCAUACUUAAUACAGCAUUCCAGUUUGAGGUCAGCAUCACAUCAUGUUGAUUUUUUGUCUCGAACCAACUUUGUUCCCUUUUAUCUUUUACAUUAUUAGAAAUGAUUUGAUUUCUAUAUUUUGAUUAAUAUAUUUUGUUUUUCUUUUGAUUUAUAAUGACAGAGAAGUUGACCCAAUGAUCACAAUGCCUGGAUUUUUUAAUAAAGCAUUUUACAUUGUA
Molecule: messenger RNA, 3398 nt
Organism: Anguilla rostrata (American eel)
Lineage: Eukaryota; Metazoa; Chordata; Actinopteri; Anguilliformes; Anguillidae
Product: solute carrier organic anion transporter family member 1C1-like
Exons: 16
Coding region: 675-2735 (686 amino acids)
Biological process (GO): sodium-independent organic anion transport; transmembrane transport
Cellular component (GO): plasma membrane
Molecular function (GO): protein binding
Source: RefSeq, a predicted model, not a curated record